AUGGAAAACUAUGAUAUAUUGGAACAGAUUGGUAAAGGUUCUUUUGGUUCUGCGCUACUCGUAAGGCAUAAACAGGAAAAUAAGAAGUAUGUUUUGAAGAAAAUCCGCCUUGCUCGACAGACUGAUAGAACCCGCAGAUCUGCCCACCAGGAGAUGGAGCUUAUCUCUAAAGCAAGGAAUCCGUAUAUUGUGGAGUACAAAGAUUCCUGGGUGGAAAAGGGUUGUUAUGUAUGCAUUGUGAUUGGGUAUUGCGAAGGUGGAGAUAUGGCAGAAGCUAUUAAAAAGGCCAAUGGUGUUCACUUCUCAGAGGAGAAUCUUUGUAAGUGGUUAGUUCAACUACUGAUGGCACUUGAUUACUUGCAUAAAAACCAUAUACUUCACCGUGAUGUCAAGUGUUCAAACAUUUUUCUGACUAAAGAGCGAGACAUACGUUUAGGUGAUUUCGGUCUUGCUAAAGUACUGGCUUCUGAUGAUCUUGCUUCUUCUGUGGUGGGUACACCUAGUUACAUGUGCCCAGAACUUCUUGCUGAUAUACCUUAUGGUUCCAAGUCAGAUAUCUGGUCCUUGGGAUGCUGUCUAUAUGAAAUGGCUGCUCACAAACCAGCAUUUAAAGCCUUUGAUAUACAAGGUUUGAUCAACAAAAUAAAUAAAUCUAUAGUGUCUCCUCUUCCAACCCUGUAUUCUGGUGCAUUCCGGGGGCUCAUCAAGAGUAUGCUGCGAAAAAAUCCAGAACUUCGGCCAAGUGCUGCAAACUUGCUCAGGCAUCAACACCUUCAGCCUUACAUCCUGAAUAUCCAUCUGAAGUUGAACAACCCUCGGAGGCAUACUUUUCCAAUCCAAUUACGCAGUCCAACUGAUGUCAAGAGAACCAGAUUUCUUGAGCAUGCUGCUAUUUCUAACAAAAGAAAAACAGAGAAAAGACUGUCAUUUGGUAACAACAGGGCCUUAAAUCCUAGUAUAUCUGGAUGUGACCUGGAUUCUUUAUGUUCUUCUCGAAGAGAACAAAACAUUUUGAGCCAUUUGAGUGAACAGUUCUCAGAACUCUCUGUGGGUAGAGUUGGUGAAAUUACCGGUGCAAAAAAGUCAGUGACUACAAACUUAUCAAGUGCUUUGAAAACUCCACAAGUGAUGUCAACAAAGGGUUCUGCAAAUCUGAAGAGACAAACAACUCCUUCAAAGAUAUCCAACUCUGGAUCAACCCGUGAACUGCUUCCAAUCUCACAGAUUUCAGUCAGAAAACCUUCCCAAUCAACACGCAGAGCAUCUCUUCCACUGCCUACCAGAGCUGUUACAAGUGUUGGUCUCCUCCGUGGCAUGGAGUCACCCGAUGUAUCUGUCAAUGCUCCUCGAAUUGACAAAAUGAUCGAGUUUGCUCUAAUGUCUUCCGAGGAUCCAUUGUCUUCCGUCCGUGGAACGUCAUCAAUAUCUGCUCAGUGUUCUUCAACUUCACCUUAUAGUGUUGAUCGUUCAAUCACAAAAGACAAAUGUACAGUCACUGCUCGUAGAGUUCCACGUAAUGGAAGUGAGUCUUCAGAGAACAAUCUGAACAGUCGAGUAGGUUCUACCCGUUCAUCAGAUUCCCGGGAGCGUAGAUUUGACACCUCAUCUUACCAGCAGCGCGCAGAAGCCUUGGAAGGAUUGCUCGAGUUUAGUGCACAACUCUUGCAGCAAGAACGCUUUGAUGAGCUCACAGUGUUACUGAAACCAUUUGGACCUGAAAGGGUUUCUCCAAGAGAAACUGCAAUUUGGCUGACAAAGAGUUUCAAGGAGAAUAUUGUGUGA
Molecule: messenger RNA, 1782 nt
Organism: Fraxinus pennsylvanica
Lineage: Eukaryota; Viridiplantae; Streptophyta; Magnoliopsida; Lamiales; Oleaceae
Source: the annotation of a GenBank genome assembly